AUGGCCUCCUCUCUUCACCCUCUGAUCGAUAACGGCAUCACUCGGGGCGACCCGAACUUCCCAGGUGGUACUCUGAGCUGCCACUGCCCAUCCGACCAGGUCGUUGUUGCAUUGAAAAGCAACAUCGCCCACAACCACGCCUGUGGCUGCAGCAAGUGCUGGAAGCCCAGCGGGGCCUUGUUCUCCAUUGUCGGCGUGAUCCCCCGCGACAACCUCAGCGUUCAGGCCAACGCGUCGAAGCUCACCAUCAUCGAUCCUUCGGCUGUGAUCCAGCGCUAUUCCUGCCGCGACUGCGGGGUUCAUCUGUAUGGCCGCAUCGAGAAGGAGCAUCCAUUCCGUGGGCUAGACUUUGUUCACGCCGAGUUGUCCGACCAAAAGGGCUGGCAGGAGCCCCAAUUCGCCGGUUUCGUGUCCUCGAUCAUUGAGCAGGGUUUCAACCCCAAGGGUAUGGAUGCGCUUCGAGCCAAGUUCAAGUCCGUUGGACUGGAGACCUACGAUGCCCUGUCCCCGCCCCUGAUGGAUCUGAUUGCAACUUUCACUGCUCAAAAGGCUGGCGUGAAGUUUGCAAAUCUAUGA
This is a messenger RNA of Penicillium daleae, 576 nucleotides long. RefSeq names its product S-(hydroxymethyl)glutathione synthase. NCBI's taxonomy places the organism in Eukaryota, Fungi, Ascomycota, Eurotiomycetes, Eurotiales, Aspergillaceae. The transcript has a single exon. The coding region runs from base 1 to 576 and encodes 191 amino acids. The record is from RefSeq and is a predicted model, not a curated record. Gene Ontology annotation, biological process: formaldehyde catabolic process. Gene Ontology annotation, molecular function: zinc ion binding; S-(hydroxymethyl)glutathione synthase activity.